Molecule: messenger RNA, 2373 nt
Organism: Lottia gigantea (owl limpet)
Lineage: Eukaryota; Metazoa; Mollusca; Gastropoda; Lottiidae
Exons: 15
Coding region: 1-2373 (790 amino acids)
Biological process (GO): nucleosome assembly; regulation of DNA-templated transcription
Cellular component (GO): MOZ/MORF histone acetyltransferase complex; nucleosome
Molecular function (GO): histone acetyltransferase activity; DNA binding
Source: RefSeq, a predicted model, not a curated record
AUGGAGACUAGUUUUCAGACCAAGUUUCUGCUAGAAGCUAUCAGAAAAAUAAAACACCAAAAACAAAGACCUAGUCUUGAUCGUAUUUGCAAUGCGGUGAAACACAAUUCCAAGUUUAGUAGAGAGGAAAUUGAAAAACAACUGGAUGUAGCUGUUAAUAAUGGAGAAAUUUUGAAAGUGCUGAAUAAGGGAAUCGUCUCUUACAAAGAUCCAUGUCGAGUGUCUCAAUUGAGUACAAGGUUAUUAAAAAUCAGCAAGAAAUCAGACUUGACGAAAAUAAUUUUGCGAUCAGUUCGUGAAUUGGGAGAACACCAAGGAUCCACUCUUAAAUCUGUGGCCAAAUUUGUGGAAGCUAGUUAUAACAUUGACUUGCAAGGGGAUGCUGAACUCUACAGCCAAUUGGAGUCCUCACUAGCCAAAGCAUUAGAAAAAGGGGUGGUAUCGAAAGAGGGACGGUAUAUCAAGUUAGUCUUAAAUACAACGUUUAGUGAAACAGAUUCUAAUAACAGUAGUUUACAGGCUAGUUUUGAAGAAGAUAUUGAUGAUAUAGAUAUUAUUCUUCCUUUUGAAAGAAAUAAGAAAAGAGUGAAGCCAUUACCAAUUUGUAGCUAUUGUUAUGGUACAGUAGAAUCAAAUAGAACAGGGGAGAAAGAGGAUCUCAUCUCAUGUGCAGAUUGUGGCAGUAGUGGUCAUCCAUCGUGUCUGAAAUUCUCACCAGAGGUCACAGCUAGGGUUAAAAGGCUACGGUGGCAGUGUAUCGAGUGUAAAAAAUGUUCCCUUUGUGGCAAAUCAGGAACCAAUAUGUUGUUUUGUGAUGAGUGUGAUCGAGGUUUCCAUAUGAACUGUUGUGAUCCACCAUUGUCAAAACCACCAAAAGGAAAUUGGUCGUGUAACCUAUGUGAUCCAGACAGGGGCAACAAAACUGGUCGUCAGGUACUAGAGGCUGCCAAACUAUACAUGGCAAAAUGUCGUAGUUUUGCUCAUGAUAUGAAAAAUAUGAAUAAUUCAGCUUCUAGAAUGAACAAUACUAAUGUGGGUCCAUUUAAAAAAGUUCAACAUAAAAGACCUGGUAGACCCAGGAAAGAAAAAACUAACGAUAAAAUGAAAAAUGGCCACAGUUCAUCUAGUGAUAGUGGGGAGAGUGAUGAUGAUACUCUGCCAUUUCAGACUGAUGAUUUAGGAGAGGAUGGUCGACCAAAAGGAUUAGUGGAUGGACUUUCUCGAUUCUUCACUCCUACAAACAAGCGUAAAUCUCGUGUAUCUCUUAGUGCUUUGGACACAUUUCCAAUGGUUGUGAAAAAUGGACAGAGACAGAAAACUAGUAAAUCUCAACGAGCAGCCAACAAGCUGUUAAAAAAAUCGAGAAUGUUACAAGUUCAUAAACGCGUUACUGAUGAUGAUAUUGAAAUGUUCCAGAAGGCUAGAGAUAUGGCACAGGAGGCUUUAACUCAGGUAUACUAUUUUCUCUCUGAUGAUCCCCCACCAACUGAACCUCAGACACGAUUUCCACCUUGUAUAGAAUUUGGUAAAUAUGACAUACAAACAUGGUAUUCAUCACCUUAUCCUCAGGAAUAUGCUGGGCUACCAAAACUUUUUAUCUGUGAAUAUUGCCUGAAAUUCAUGAAAUCUAAAAGACUGCUGAAACGUCAUAUGACAAAAUGCCCAUUAAAUCAUCCACCAGCCAAUGAAAUUUACCGUAAUGGCGAUAUCUCAGUAUUUGAAGUUGACGGAAACGUCAGUAAAAUUUACUGUCAGAAUCUGUGUUUAUUAGCUAAGUUAUUUCUGGAUCAUAAAACUCUGUACUAUGAUGUUGAACCAUUCCUGUUUUAUGUUUUAACUCAUAAUGAUAGUGAAGGAUGCCAUUUAGUUGGCUAUUUUUCUAAGGAGAAACACUGUCAACAGAAAUAUAAUGUAUCUUGUAUCUUAUCAAUGCCUCAACAUCAACGUAAAGGUUAUGGUAGAUUUCUCAUUGAAUUCAGUUAUUUAUUAUCACGUAUCGAAGGUCAACCUGGUUCUCCAGAAAAACCCUUAUCAGAUCUGGGGAAAGUAUCAUAUCUAGCUUAUUGGAAGAGUAUAGUAUUGGAUUAUUUAUCUAAAUUUACAGAUAGUAAACUCAGUAUCAAAGCAAUAAGUAAAAGUACUGGUAUAUGUGCCUGUGAUAUAGCUCUCACUCUACAGAAUCUCAACUUAAUCUCAAAGAAAGAUGGAAAAGUUGUCAUUGUUAAAAAUGACAAGAUGAUAGAAGAAUAUCUAGAAAAAAGUAAAAAGGUUAAAAGAUUAGAAAUAGACAGUGAAUGUUUACGUUGGACUCCAUUAAUUACUACUCAUCAGUUACAAGAAGAAGAGGAAAAGGUUGAAAAUGAGGUUAUUUAG